This is a messenger RNA of Hyla sarda, 2618 nucleotides long. Its product is annotated as mitochondrial ubiquitin ligase activator of nfkb 1-A-like. The transcript is spliced from 4 exons. NCBI's taxonomy places the organism in Eukaryota, Metazoa, Chordata, Amphibia, Anura, Hylidae. Gene Ontology annotation, molecular function: ubiquitin-protein transferase activity. The coding region runs from base 118 to 1131 and encodes 337 amino acids. The record is from RefSeq and is a predicted model, not a curated record. Gene Ontology annotation, biological process: protein ubiquitination; organelle organization.
GGCCUGGAGAAUGUCGGGAAAUGUAGUGCUGAGCCCCGAUGACUGUCGGGUAAUGUGGUCCUCAGCGAAUGUCAACUUGGCGUCAAACUAAUAUCCGGAGUGUGUAAAGCGGGCGGUAUGGAGCUGUCCGCUCUGGAGACCGUGUGUGCAGGCUCCAGUAUAGCCCUGGCCGGGCUCUUCUACUACUUGUACCGGCAGCAGCAGGCGGCAGUGAGGGGGAUAAAGACAGCUCCUAAGCUCCAGGUGGGCGCAGACCUGAGGACCCUGCUGGAAUCCUCCCGGGAGCUGAGCUAUGUGGUGCUGCAGGGAAGGGUUGAAGCUGCCAGUACUCCCCUCUGCAGUCAGAACCAUCCACAUCUCCUGGCUGUGAUUCAAAAGAACCAGGUGGUGGAACACCGUCUCUUCUGGAACAGCCUUACUAAAAGCUGGAGUGAGUAUGUGAAAGUACUUUUCAAGAGUGUGAAGUCGGUCCCCUUCCAUUUGCAUCCUUUGGAGGAUGGUGAUGAAUCGGUGCUUGUAUGUGAUCCGCUGAAUGCAACUCAUCUGACUUUGGAAACUGUUUAUGAGCAGUUUAACUAUGCCCAUCUGAGCCUUGGCGAUCUCUUGGGACAUUACCUGAGUGGAGAAAAGCCCACAGGCUUGUUAGAAACCGAGGAGAUUCUUCCCGUGGGAGCUGUACUGACUGGACUAGGAAAACUUGUAUUACAGCAGGAUGGGCUCAUUACUCUACAACCUCCCCAAAAUGGAUGUAAGUAUGUUUUAUCUCUUUCAGGAUAUGAGGAUAUAUUAAAAGAACAAGAAUCCAUAGCGUCCCUUUGGAAAGAAGGGUCAUUGCUCUGUGGAGCUCUGGGGGCUCUUGUCCUCUGCAUCGCUUUAUAUCGGGCCUAUCGAAGACAUAAAAAGGAAACCAGUAGACAGGAAUGUAUCGAUGAAGUGCAAACAGACUGUAACUUGUCUUGUGAUGAGACGUCUUCUGAAAAGCUAUGUAUAAUCUGCAUUUCAAGGCUACGGGACUGUGUGAUACUGCCUUGUGGACAUGUAUGCUGCUGUUUUCUGUGCUAUCAGGCUCUACCAAAUCACCGGUGCCCCAUUUGUAGAUGCUGUAUACAAAGAGUAGUUCCUCUGUACUAGAAUGCAAGGUGUAUUUGCCUAAGAGUCUGAAAAGAUGAGCCACUUAUUUCUGGAAAUGAGACUCAAAAGGUAUCCAAGGCUAAAGAAAUGUUCUUUGGUGUAGAUAAUUGUAAAUAUAAUAAAAUGCUUUCUGUACCUAAUUUUCGUAGAGUAACCCCUUUUAAAUGGGUACUUCGAUGGGAAAAAAAUGUUUUCAAAUCAACUGAUCCCAGAAAGUUAAACAGAAUUGAAAAAAAAUCUUAAUCCUUCCAGUACUUAUCAGCUCCUGUGUGCUCCACAGGAAGUUGAGUACUUCUUUUUAGUCUAACCACAGUGUUAUCUGCUGACACCUCUGUCCAAGUCAGGAACUGUCUGGAGCAGGAGAGGUUUGCUAUGGGGAUUUGCUUCUACUCUGGACAGUUGUGUCAGAUGUGUCAGCAGAGAGCACUGUGGUCAGACUGAAAAGAACAACUCAACUUCCUCUGGAGUAUACAGCAGCUGAUAAGUAAUGGAAGGGUUAAUAUUUUGUAAUAACAGGGAUUUACAAAUCUGUUGAAUUAAAAAUAUAAAAAAAAGUUUUCCACCUGAGUACCCCUUUAAAGGGGUACUCCACUGGAAAACAUUUUCUUUUAAAUCAACUGGUGUCAGAAAGUUAAACAGAAAUUUUAAAUUACUUCUAUUAAAAAAUCUUAACCCUUCCAGUACUUUUCAGCUUCUUUAUACUUCAGAGGAAGUUCUUUUCUUUUUGAAUUUCCUUUCUGUCUGACCACAGUGCUCUCUGCUGACACCUCUGUCUAUAUUAGGAACUGUCCAGAGUAGGAGGAAAUCCCCAUUGCAAACAUCUCCUGCUCUGGACCGCAGAGAGCACUGUGGUCAGACAGAAAGGAAAUUCUAAAAGAAAAGAAUUUCCUCUGUAGUAUAUAUCAGCUGAUUAGUACUGGGAGAGCUCUUAUUUUUCCAUCCACAUACCUAUAUGGAGGUUUGUUUUUGCACAACCAAUUGUAUUUUGUUAUGACACUAUCCACUUAACCAUAAAAUGUAUGGCACAACAAAUAUAUAUAUAAUUUGUGGAGGAAAAGUAAACCACAAUUUUGCUAUUGUGGAUUUUGUUUUUACGCAGUGCACUUUAUGGUAAAACCGACGUUCUCUGUUAAAUAAUACCCAUGUUUACAUGCUUUUUUAUUAUUAUAAUUCUUUUUUUUAAUGGUUUUUCUUAACAAAAUUAGUAUGUUUGAAAUUGGCCUAUUCGGACAUCCUAUAACUUUUUUUUUUUUGUAAAUAAUUUUUAUUGAAAUGUUUGUAAAUGUAUAUUAAGAACAUAUAGCAUCGUAAGAUGCAACAAGACUGCUUGCACAUACAGAGCAUAGUAAAGCAAUUAUCAAUUGAAAGCAGUAAAGAACUGUCAACCAGAACUUACAGUGGUACAUAAUCUUUUAGGUUUACACGAGUAAACAUCUCUCAAAUCCGGAAUGGCCUACAUUACAGUAACAAUAUCUAAUAAACAAUUA